This is a messenger RNA of Colletotrichum navitas, 1224 nucleotides long. RefSeq lists its product as uncharacterized. Lineage: Eukaryota; Fungi; Ascomycota; Sordariomycetes; Glomerellales; Glomerellaceae. Bases 1 to 1224 code for a protein of 407 amino acids. The record is from RefSeq and is a predicted model, not a curated record. The transcript is spliced from 4 exons.
AUGGGCGUCCCGGCAUGUUACUCUACAAGGCGUCCCGGUAGUCAUCAUGCCACUGCUGCCGCUAUACUACUCUUCAUCAUACGGGCCUUCUGGAUCAGAGCCGAGAAUCUUGAUCCCAGUUUGCAAGUACAAGUCACUCUCUGGGUGCCAAAUUCGCGCGGGGACGACUAUUUCGACCACCCGCCUCUUGAUUCCUCGGAGGUAAGAUCGGUCUGCAACGGCCAAAAAUGGGACUCCAAUACAAACACAGAGGUCGUAUUCACCUGCGACAACUCGGUUGGUGAAAUUGUAGACACACGGAACUCGAUUCUUAACUGCGUACGGUAUGCAAUACCGGCAGGAGGAUCCCUGGUUAUGCCCAGGAUCAUUGUUCGCAAAGGUUCAGGUAAAGGGAAGCAUGUGGGAUAUACGUUCGAUGCGGACCACUUCAUUAAGUCCCUUCGUCUCUCAUGUCCACUAUUACGCUUGUACGAUGACGUGGAAGAAAAGAUACCAAGCACAGGGAUUCAGCAUCCUAAUAGAUGGAGGGGCCAGCUGUACGACUGGCUUGGGCAAGUACAAACUGAUGUCUCUCCUACUGGAAGACCUAACUAUGGCGGGCACAUUCUGAAGUUUAGGCCUGACGCUCGAGAGCUUGCAACAAAAGCGUUGCUUCAGAUGGCAAAGAUCUCCGGCUCCAAGCUCACGCAACCUGAGGGCGAUGCAGCACCUAGCAAGCCAGGUACAUAUGCGGGCACCAUCCCUGAGAACGCCUAUCUUGGCAUAUACCUGCAAGAGGGGAAAGACUCUGAAGAAACGCGGACUCUGUUCGCUGAGACUAAGCAGACCGCUGACUACCUCGAACAAGCCGUUGAUGCGGGUCUUUCUCUCGUCUACAUAGCAAAUGGCGACGCCACACAAGUCAAAAGCCUCAAAAGUGAGGCCAAAGCCAAGAGCAUCACCGUCGUUACGAAACAGGAUUUUCUUGGGAACAAGAAUGGUUUGGAGAAUCUCCAAAGGGAUCAGCAGGCUCUGGUGGACUUCCUGGUUCUGUUGAGCGCAUCGCAUUUUAGCGGUGCCGCGUGCUCGAGCUUUUCAUGGAACGUGGCACUAAAGCGGCAUUUACUAGUUCAGAGUCCAAGGAGGAAACACUGGGAUGGACCGCAAACUUUCAAAAAUCGACCGAACCACCUUCAUGGGGAGCCUGAGAGUUGCCCUGAGUUCUUCGCAUGCCUCUGGCCAUAG